This is a messenger RNA of Gigantopelta aegis, 1419 nucleotides long. RefSeq names its product fibrous sheath CABYR-binding protein-like. The record is from RefSeq and is a predicted model, not a curated record. NCBI's taxonomy places the organism in Eukaryota, Metazoa, Mollusca, Gastropoda, Neomphalida, Peltospiridae. The transcript is spliced from 3 exons. The coding region runs from base 1 to 1419 and encodes 472 amino acids.
AUGACAGCCGACAUGACAGCCGCCAUGUUGGAGUCAGCAUUAAAUACAUCUGAGAUAAAAGACUCGAACGAUACUCAUAAUACAUCUACGGAUAGGUUAGACGCAGUUUUAAAUAACAGUAUGACACCAAAUAAACUUUCAGACGAACAACUUGCCUGGGACCAUGACUUUGGUACCCCCCAAACAGGAGAAAAAACACCGUAUGAUGCGUCUACCCCCCAAAUGGACGGCUCGCAACCCCCCAUACACCCCCUAUUCCGGACCCCCGUUAGGAAUAUUAUGGCCGAUAUACUAACUAAACCUUGUUUAUCAACCAUAGAGGAAAUUCCGUCCGAUGAAUCUUUUUCGGAUUCCCCACCCCCCCGGGGGAACAACGUCGCCGGGGUCGCCGCCGACCUCGAUAAAUUUUUUGGCAACGGCGAUGAGGAACCGGAUUCCUCUACUGGAUCAAACAACUUAAUCAUACAUCUUGGAGAAGAACCACCAGAAGUUCCCCCCGCUGAAAUAAAUAAUUGUCCCAACCCAACCACCGACUCUGUUGUUACUGGCGAGGUAAGCGCCAAACUUCAUCUUGACGCAGCAAGCGCCAGUGGGUCACAGCCACCGCCACCAGCUACCACCAAGACAGUGAAGAGGAAGAAAAAGAUCCUUCCCCCUACACCACACCACGAGGGCCAGAGAAAGAGGAGGGUGACGGAGGAGGUGACCCACGCAUCUACGGAUGAAGAGUUGGUGGAGGCUCCUCCUGUUGAGGUUCCUUCAUCGAUGGACACGGGACACGUGGUCACCAUUGACCCACCGGAAAGUCCACCACCACCUCCGGUUGUUGUUGUUGAAAAACCAGCGGAGAUCCAGCGAGAAUCCAAAAGGAGGAAGACAUCAUCGGUUACCUCACCGAAGAAGUCCGACCAACCCGACUGGAUUAUCGAUCCAGUUGACGACUCGCCAGUGGCGGAGACGGUCUUUAACCAGGCCCUGAUGGAAUCGCCCCCUACAACUCCGACGACUUCAACCCCCGGGAUUCCAGCGAUGCCACCCCCACCCAGGAAGAGUGGCGCUGUAGAGACCCAGGCCCGUCUUGUGGCCGUUGGAAAACGAAAGGCGAUUGUGUCUCCGGGCGACCAACCAGCCAAGCCAAGUCCGCCGACACAACCGCCCCCACCUACUCCAUCUCCAGCAGAAGACCAGCCCUCUGGACAACCUUGGUCACUGCAGGCCGGCAAGUUACCAACACGCUACGCGAGGCUGGUGAAGACCAACAUUGGGGAUGUCUGCCGGCUCCUCUGUCAACCGAGCCUGAAGUCAUACGAACCUCUGCCACGAACCGAAGGAGAGUUCUCGGUGCGCAGGAUCACGAUGAACGAUGGCGAGGGAUCUGCCUCACCGUCCGCCGGAAGGGACUCUUCCACCAAGGGAUGA